Molecule: messenger RNA, 1456 nt
Organism: Gadus macrocephalus (Pacific cod)
Lineage: Eukaryota; Metazoa; Chordata; Actinopteri; Gadiformes; Gadidae
Product: glycoprotein hormone beta-5-like
Exons: 3
Coding region: 582-1148 (188 amino acids)
Biological process (GO): regulation of thyroid hormone receptor signaling pathway; G protein-coupled receptor signaling pathway
Cellular component (GO): cytoplasm; extracellular region
Molecular function (GO): hormone activity
Source: RefSeq, a predicted model, not a curated record
UUACUUUACAAUUCAUAUAACAUUGUUUCCAAAAAGCAACUAAGUUUGAAGGAGGGCAUUGCUGGGUGGACUUGAACCCAGGUCUGCAGGGCUGAUCAGCAGCAGUUUGCUGUGGACCACCCACACCUGCUGGGAUGUGCUUGGAGGUUUCAGUUGACUUUAUGGAUUGCGAUUGAAUAUGUCGUCAUAUUAAUAUCAUACAAAAACCGUUUUCCUGCUGGAGCUGAUGUCAACACACACACACACACACACACACACACACACACACACACACACACACACACACACACACACACACACACACACACACACACACACACACACACAGUAAGCAAGGGGAAAGUUAUAUGUCAGACCUACGCAUUAUCAUACAUGUCUUUAGCACAGAGAGAGAGAGAGAGAGAGAGAGAGAGAGAGAGAGAGAGAGAGAGAGAGAGAGAGAGAGAGAGAGAGAGAGAGAGAGAGAGAGAGAGAGAGAGAGAGAGGCGGGUGAAGUGAUAUCCAAGAGGUUAAGAAAAUAAUGAAAAGCGUUUGUAUUUUCCAGGGCACUCACUUAUAUUAUUUCUGGCUCGGGGUCUCGAAUGAAAUUUCACGAUAAUUGCGAUGACGUCAGUGUCCGUCCUCCCCAACUUCUAAAAACAACAACAAGGCGAUACGGGGUCCAUUCCCCAGUAGAUGUUGGACCAUUUCUCACGGAGUGGAAGAGGCAGCAGAACCCAUCGAAAAGCCACCGAACAAGGAUGCAUCUUCACACUUUAUCGCUUUUCUUCUUCGUCAUCGUCGUCGUCGCCUCCCUGCCCGCCACCGGGACGGCGUUGGCGUCGGUCACCGUGGCGACAGCCCUGCAUGAGUUCCGGGGCUGUGCGGUGAGGGAGUUCUCCUUCGUGGCCCAGAAGCCCGGCUGCAAGGGCCUGAAGAUCACCACCGAGGCCUGCUGGGGGCGCUGCCACACCUGGGAGAAGCCCGUGCCGGACCCCCCCUACAUCCACCGGCACCACCGGGUGUGCACGUACGCCCGCACGCGCCACGCCACCGCCCGCCUGCCCGGUUGCCGUGCCGACGUGUCCCCGCUGUACCACUACCCCGUGGCGCUGCACUGCCACUGCGCCGCCUGCUCCACCGUGGACACCGAGUGCGAAACCUUCUGACCGGCGCCCGGCGCCCCUGGGCGUAGGUGCUCGCCUUCGCCGUGGCGGUUUCUGUCAACAAAGCGAUGUUGUUUGUGUUUUUUUUAUUCUGGGGCACGUGGGGAUCAUUAAUUGAUUUGAAAGGGAGCGUGUGUAUGUGUGUAUGCGUGCGUCUGUGUGGUUGAGAAUGCCCAUUGUGUGUGUGUGUGUGUGUGUGUGUGUGUGUGUGUGUGUGUGUGUGUGUGUGUGUGUGUAUGUGUGUGUGUGAGAAACCGUGUGUGACCUUUGUGAAUUGUACACGUCAAAUCAAUAAAACAUGUUUCUAUUCA